Molecule: messenger RNA, 3982 nt
Organism: Dermacentor albipictus
Lineage: Eukaryota; Metazoa; Arthropoda; Arachnida; Ixodida; Ixodidae
Source: RefSeq, a predicted model, not a curated record
UGGACUAUUUGAAUGUCGCGGCCGAAUGCGCGUGAUUGCUGUGCGGCGGCGACGGACGAAGAAGAAGAGAAGGACCGGUGUCUGGGCGGAGACGGCAGCCAUGCGAUCUGCCUGAGCUGCCUGGGCUGGCCUUCCGAACGAGCCGAGCAGUCAUCUACCCAAGGCCGGUGUUCCUGGGUGUGCUGGCAGAACAGGCCGGGCUGUCCUUGGUCUUCAACCGGCCUGCUCCACUGCUGGGCGAGCAUCCGACACCGGCAUGUUCCGGUGCAGCUAAGCUUUCCGAACGGUCUACCCUGUGGCGGGCCGACGUCCCGACCCUGCUGUCGCGCGAGUGGCUCGUCGUGUGCCGGGCACCCGCCCCGGCCUCCAGCACCUGCGCCACUCGCCGCUCGAGAUUCAUCUCUGCGCCUCUUCGUGCCGUGAGUGUGUGAGACCGACGCGCUAUCGGACGCCUUCCUACAUUGACGCUGAGCGCGACGAUACUUACGCGACAGACAUUUAUGAAAGGAACUCUGUGUGUGUUAUCGUGUACGUUAUCCUAGUCCCGUCCCCGUGUCAUCAAAGCCUCUCUGUGUUCAUUGUGCCAUGCCUGUGUGCUUGAGGCCUGGGCCCACAUCCUCCUAUCACAAAUUUUGGCGAGCCUGCCAGGAUAUUCAAACGCACAGGAGGAGCGAUGGAGAUCGAGAGGUUGUACGCCAUAGGGAAAGAGCUAGGAAUGACAGGAGCGGAGUUAAAGCGUUGGAUUGAUACAGAAAUCGUGAGGGAACGCGACCAGCGCGCCCAACAUCGGGAAGACGCGAAAGCGCAGGCGCUAGAGGCCGAAGCGCAGGCAGAACAAGAGCGUCUACGACUAGAAGCGGAAGAACGAGUGCUAAAGCUCAAGAUCGAGCUCCAGGAAAAGACUACUGGCGUACAAAGCGCACAGAGAGACAGCACUACGGAACAGUCGGUUACCAGGGCGGCUCCUGAGCUAUUCAGUCCUCAUAAGUUGAUCCCGCCCUUUAACGAAGCCCGGGAUGAUUUAGACGCUUACUUGCAACGUUUUGAGCGAGUGGCAACAAGUCAGGAAUGGCCCCGUGCAAAAUGGGCGCUCUCCCUCAGCCUCUGCCUGACAGGAGAAGCGUUGACGGUCAUAGGACGGCUUGAUUCUAAUGCAGGCCUAGACUACGACCAGCUGAAGGCUACUCUCCUUCAGCGCUUUCGGUGCACUGCUGAGGGAUACCGAGAAAAGUUUCGAAACGCAAGGCCCGAAGACAAUGAGACUGGCCUACAAUAUGCAGGUAGAAUAUCGGGCUACUUUGACCACUGGCUUGAAAUGUCCCAUAUUGAGAGGACCUUCGACUCCCUCAGGGACGCCAUGAUUGCUGAACAGUUCUUGAGGAGAUGUUCUGCGUCACUGCGAGUGUUCCUGAAAGAAGGGAACUGUAAGACCCUCGCUAUGUUGUCAAAGAAUGCCGAUUGUUUUAUAGAGGCACAAAACCUGACCAAUCUAGGUAGAGAAAAGUUAUCCAAGGAGGUCGUGUUAGACUCUGCUCGCAAGACUGAACCUCCAACAGUGAUGCCACGUGCAACUAAUCGGUGCUUCCUUUGUGAUAAAGCGGGACAUCGAGGUUCGGAGUGCUGGUCCCGGACUAAAGAGGACUCUACAGGUCGCGGAUGGUCCGGCAGAAAGGGACAAGGCGGUGAAACCUCAAGAAGGAAAAAGCAAGGACAAGCUUCGUGUAUUCUGGCUCCAUCGCAAGCCGAAAAGCCGACAGAAGAGAGUGGCGGAUACGUAGUGCUUCAAGGUGGCGAAACGGUCCCAAUAGUCAACAUGACGUUAAUGCGACAAGGUCCCAGAUGUGACAGUGGAAAUCUGCCAGUGAGAAGAGGCUUUCUCGAAUCACAACCGGUGUCUGUCUUACGAGACACUGGCUGCAAUACCGUGGUCGUGCGACUCUCUAUGGUACCUGAGGACAAAAUGACAGGAACAAAAAGUCCAGUGCUCUUGCUAGACCGUACAAUCCACUACUUACCGGAAGCCAUAGUAUACUUAGACAGUCCGUUCUUUACCGACGUCGCACGAGUUAAAUGUAUGCAAGAUCCCCUGUAUGAUGUGGUACUGGGAAACAUUGAAGGUGCCCGUGCACCUGAUGACCCGACCAAUUCAUGGUCACCGCUGAAACAUAACAGCGACAAGACGAGUUACCCUGCCAACAGGAUGUCAUCUACCGCUCAAGCGGAGCUACCAGACGUAGAGGGCCAAACGUUGUCCACAGCAGUUAAAAACGCAGCCGGAUCCUCGAGACAUAAAGAAGACUAUGAAUUUGGUACCGAGCUCGUUGCUGUGACAAAGGAAACGAAGAUACGGUCCCUGCCUACUCUGCCUGUUCCGCAAGCCGCAGUCGUUGGAAUAGAGCAAGAGAAAUUAAAAGCUUUACAGAGGGACGAUGGGUCUCUGAGGAGAUGUUUCGAAAAGGUCGGCAAGAGGAUGACCGCGGAUGGCCGCGUAAGCGAAUAUUACUUAAAGGAUGACAUUUUAUACAGGAAGCACACAGUGCCAGGUGGAAAAAUACUCGAUCAACUAGUGGUGCCAAAAGACCUCAGGGAGAUGGUGAUGAAGUUGGCUCAUGAAGGGAUCCUCGCCGGUCACCGGGGUGUGAGGAGAACGGUGGAUCGAAUUGUUGCUGAAUUUUACUGGCCAAGGGUCCAGUCGGAGACGAAACGGUUUGUUAAAUCGUGCGACGUCUGUCAACGAAAGGUGCCGCGCCAUUUAGUCGGACGCGCCCCACUGAGUACAGAUGAUGAGACAGGUCUAGAGCUUGGAGAGACAACACCGCUUUACCCAUCACUCGUCGUAACGAAGACAUCAAAGGACAUCGCCAUUUCCAACCAACUAACUAUGGAUCAGCGACUCAAAGCUGAAGUCGAGAAGUCUCGGAGCAGUUCUCUUGCAAGAACCCGACGGGCGUUUGCAACCCCUGUCCUACGAUAGCCGCAAGCUUCUGCCGCGUGAAGCUGUCUACUCCACAAUUGAGAGGGAGUACCUCGCCAUAGUGUGGGCUCUACAUAAAUUUCAUGUGUACCUUUACGGUAAACUGUUCAUCGUGCGGUCCGACCACCAACAGGUGCCAUACUUCAAUUCGGCGACGCACGUGAACAGGCGCGUGCCACGUUGGAGUUUACUCCUCAUGGAUUAUGACUUUCAUGUGGAGUAUAUUCGUGGAUGUGAUAACGUUGGUGCAGACUAUCUAAGUAGAAUAGCUACGGACACGGACUAAUCUGUCAUGAGAGUAAUAAUUUGAACUGUGUCACUUGUGAUACUCCGUAGUGCUACCCUCCUCGACUUCUUGAACUUGGGGGGAAAUGUGAUAGGAGUUUGGACUAUUUGAAUGUCGCGGCCGAAUGCGCGUGAUUGCUGUGCGGCGGCGACGGACGAAGAAGAAGAGAAGAGCCGGUGUCUGGGCGGAGACGGCAGCCAUGCGAUCUGCCUGAGCUGCCUGGGCUGGCCUUCCGAACGAGCCGAGCAGUCAUCUACCCAAGGCCGGUGUUCCUGGGUGUGCUGGCAGAACAGGCCGGGCUGUCCUUGGUCUUCAACCGGCCUGCUCCACUGCUGGGCGAGCAUCCGACACCGGCAUGUUCCGGUGCAGCUAAGCCUUCCGAACGGUCUACCCUGUGGCGGGCCGACGUCCCGACCCUGCUGUCGCGCGAGUGGCUCGUCGUGUGCCGGGCACCCGCCCCGGCCUCCAGCACCUGCGCCACUCGCCGCUCGAGAUUCAUCUCUGCGCCUCUUCGUGCCGUGAGUGUGUGAGACCGACGCGCUAUCGGACGCCUUCCUACAUUGAAGCUGAGCGCGACGAUACUUACGCGACAGACAUUUAUGAAAGGAACUCUGUGUGUGUUAUCGUGUACGUUAUCCUAGUCCCGUCCCCGUGUCAUUAAAGCCUCUCUGUGUUCAUUGUGCCAUCCCUGUGUGCUUGAGGCCUGGGCCCACAUCCUCCUA